ACGCGAGAAAUUCUUAACGUAAUGGUGGAUGCUCCCCAUGCAUCUUAAGUCAAGCCACUGGAAGAUUGUCUUCAUUAAAUGGCCUGCAUUAUAUGAGCAGUUUUAGAUUAUAAGUGUUCGAUGUUUAAACACUUUAUAACAACACUACUGUCAGUGGAUGAUGAAACUAAACACCAAUACAACAAAGCUGUGAUCGUUCGAUCUAAGGAACGGUUCCACAACUGGACGUUUUUUUGUGGCCUCAAAAUAGAUUCCUUUUGCUCAUCCACCUGUGCUUUGACAAUCCUCCAUGAUAAACGUUAACCUAAAUUUUGUUAUUAUUUUAUUUACCUCUAAUAUAGUUGAUUUAGCAAUUCCUACAAGGAAUUAGUACAGCAAAAGUAGAUCAUGUGCAAGUAGUGCACCUGGUACAGCAAUACCUAAUUUGUCUCAUCUUGUGAGUAGACAUUAAUUUAUCCUAAGUCGUCUGGCAAUCCUAUUUGCGGCUCCAAUCUUAGGAUAUUCAGAGAUAAGCUAUUAACUAAUCUCCAAAGACCGACAAUUAAAUGCAUUUAAUGUAUGACUCAUGCCCAGUAAAACUACAAUGCACAAAAGAAUAGAUGUAUUUUGAACUUUCUGGUACAGUUGAGGGGCUCCUCACAGUAGAACUGCUGAUUUGGAAAUAAUACUUUUGUUGUCAGUUUAUGCUGCUCCUUCACUGAACUUCCAAACGUUGGCAGCAGGAUGUCUGCCAGUAUUUUACAGAAUGUUACAAGGAGCUAUUCUUGGAAUGUUACUAGUCUCUGUGGUGAAGAAGGACUGGAGGUUUGGAAUGCUGGAAGGAACGACAUUGGACUUUGCUUUCAGCAGCUUUUUUUGGAUAUACCAGUUUUAGCUCUUUUAGCGCUCUGUUCAAGCUAUUAUAUAGGAAGGGGGGAUCGUUUGGUGGCUAGGGGAAGGCCCCAACUUCUAGCCAUAUAUUUGCGUUGUUUGUUGACUCUAAUAUUAGCAUGUUUGCCCUUGUUGCAAAUAUAUGUGUUCAGAUAUAAAACAUUGGAAAAUAUACCUCAGAUUGCUUAUUUUCUGAGCGCCGUCCAGGGAUUUGCAUGGUUGGUCCAUUUCUUCUACAAUGUGAGCUUGAGGACCAAAUUGGGCAAAAGUCCUCGAGGGCCCAUGAUAAUAUGUGUCUUAUGGUCCCUAAUACUCGUUUUAACGGUCAUUUCUAUGAGGAGCCAUUUACUGGUUUUAAAAAACGAUCCACAUCCCGUAUACAGCAAGUUCUUAGCGUACGGAAUGAGCGUGUGUUAUUUGAUAAUCCAACUUUUUUACGCUCUAUCUUUAAUACCAGGCGAGGGACAUACAACUGAGCUAAAUUUCCUUAAUACUUACACGGAGAUAGGAGAAAAUCAACCGCUUUUACAUGGCAGUGCGUAUGGUCGAUUUCAUGAAGAUGGAGAUCCCCAAUAUUUGGGAAUUGCAAUGGAGAAUGUAACAUGGUUGUCGAAAUUGUUAUUUGCAUGGGUGGAACCGUUGAUGCAGAAGGGCGUACAAGGGCGCUUAAAAACGGCCGACGAUUUGUAUGAUUUGCCUCUAUCUUUAAACUGUACCGCAAUUAUUGGCAAAUUAGACAGGGCGUUAGGGAAAGAUAUCCCAACUAGAACAAACAUUCAACGAACUGAUGAUAGCAUACAAGAGUUGCAACUUGUAGUAGAAGAAGUCGAGGUGCAGAGGCGCGAUUUUAAAUUGUUUAAGGCACUACAUAAGGUGUUUUGGAAGGAGUUUUACAGUGUAGGAAUUCUGAGACUUAUUGCUGAUUUGGCCGGGUUUGCUGGCCCAAUGCUUUUAAACAGGUUGAUUAACUUUAUUGAAGAUAAAAAAGAGAAUAUUUCAUGGGGCUAUUUAUACGCUGCUGGACUGUUGAGCACUGCUUUAAUUGGGGCUUUAUGUGACUGCCAUUUCAAUUUCCUGAUCGCCAAAGUGGGCUACCGCAUGAGAUCCUCAAUAGUGACUCUCAUUUACAAGAAAACACUGAGUGUGAACGCCGCUACAUUAAAUAGCCGAUUUUCAAUUGGCGAGAUAGUGAACUUCAUGUCCACUGAUACUGAUCGAAUAGUGAAUUCCUGUCCCAGUUUCCACUCACUUUGGAGCAUCCCGUUCCAGCUUGUAGUCACUUUGUAUCUGCUCUACAGCCAAGUGGGCCUGGCUUUCCUAGCUGGUGUAAUUUUCAGUGUGAUCUUAAUCCCCAUAAACAAAAUGAUCGCAAGCAAGAUCGGAGAUUUGAGCACGAAAUUAAUGCAGGAAAAAGAUGGAAGGGUGAAACUAAUCACCGAAGUUCUGCGGGGCAUUCGAGCUGUUAAGCUUUAUGUGUGGGAGGCACACUUUGUGCGGCAGAUAUCGCGUAUCAGGUCCCAAGAACUCAAGUACCUGAAGGGCAGGAAAUAUCUGGACGCGUUUUGCGUCUACUUUUGGGCAACAACGCCCGUAGUUAUCUGCAUCCUAAUAUUUGUUACUUAUGUGCUGAUGGGCAACAAAUUAACUGCAGCAACAGUAUUCACAUCAGUAGCUUUACUCAAUAUGCUCAUUUCCCCACUCAACGCUUUUCCGUGGGUGCUCAACGGUAUGAUGGAGGCAUGGGUGUCGAUUAAGAGGAUUCAAGCCUUGCUCCAGGUUCCAGAUUUGGAUCUUCACGCUUACUAUUCGCCUCUUCCGGAUAGUUCGUACGACGUCGUCUUGAGGGAGGCCGGGUUCAAUUAUGGCAAAGACCUUACGGCAGAGGAAAGAGUGAAGCUUCACGGAAGACCCCCGCAGAAAUCUUUAAAAGGAAAAGGCAAUGGGAAAAAUAAAAGUGUUAGCAAGCAAGUGGCCUUUGCUAGUCCUGGUACCAGCAGCAGCAGCCAUGAAGCUGAUCGGUUUUAUUUAAAGGGGCUCAAUUUGAAAAUUAGAAAGGGUGAAUUUAUCGGCAUAAUGGGUCCGGUCGGAUGUGGCAAAUCGUCGAUAUUGUCUGCUAUUCUGGCUGAACUCUCCAUGCACUCCGGCGAGAUUUCAAUCAGCCAAAUUGACUCAGGCUUUGGAUAUGUAGCUCAACAGCCCUGGCUACAGCGCGGCACCUUACGCGACAACAUUCUGUUUGGAAAAGCUUUUGAUGAAAGCCGGUACACAGAAGUACUUUUUGCAUGUGGAUUACUCGAUGAUAUCAGCAAUUUGCCCAAUGGAGAACUGACCGGAAUUGGUGAAAGUGGAAUGACGCUCUCUGGAGGCCAAAAGUCGCGAGUGGCUCUAGCCAGAGCUGUUUACCAAGAUAAAUCAGUGUACUUGCUGGAUGACAUCGUUUCGGCUGUAGAUCGCAAUGUGGCCAAACACAUAUUUCAACAUUGCAUCUUGGGGCUGCUGAAGGAAAAAACCCGGAUUUUGUGCACCCACCAUGUGGAGUUUUUGGUAUAUGCUGACCGGAUUGCUGUUUUAGAAAACGGAUUGAUUAAAAAACUAGGCAAACCACCCCAGAUUCUUCAAGAUGUUGAUGACAACAUGGCUCUGGACUUGGAGCUGGGCGAAAGCAUUCGCCUAUCUCAAUCUGGUUCACUGUUGGAAAGUGCAAGUCUGUCACCAAAUGAACUGCAAAAAACCGAUUCAGACAGUGUAUUGAAUAUGGAAGUGAGUGAGGCCGGAAGUCUCAAGUUUGGAGUGUUUGCUUCUUACUGGAAAUCUGUAGGACAUUUGCUGUGUGUAGCAAUUCUCUUCGCUAUAGUGUUAAUGCAGAUAUCCAGGAAUAUUACGGACUUAUGGCUAGCCGAGUGGGUAAACAAUGGGCAUACCAAUGGCAGUACCAAUGUGUCGAUUAUAGACGCUCAUCGUCUCUAUGUUGCAGCUGAUUCAACACGUUCGUUUUUGACUCUCUACGUUGGAUUGGCCGCAGUGAAUAAUGUUUUUGCUCUGGUAAGAGCUUUCCUGUUUGCCUAUGGCGGUGUAGUGGCAGCUUCGAGAUUUCACAAGCUCCUCUUAAAGUCAGUGAUCAAGGCCAAGUCGUCAUUUUUCGAUAUCACCCCCCUGGGUAGAAUCUUAAACAGAUUUUCCAGCGACACUUACACAGUCGACGACUCGUUGCCGUUUAUACUCAACAUUUUACUGGCGCAAUUUUUCGGAUUAUUAGGUUCAAUUGGCAUAACCGUAUACGGUCUUCCAUGGAUUUGCCUGUUUUUGGUUCCUCUAAUCCCAAUUUAUCACUGGCUUCAAAACUAUUAUCGACUAACAUCCCGAGAAUUAAAGCGCAUUUCUAGCGUUUCACUUUCCCCGGUGUACAGUCAUUUCAAUGAAACUCUACAAGGCCUUGCAACGAUCAAUGCCAUGAGGGCUAAGCAACGAUUCAAAAGGGAAAAUCAGGAGCAUGUGGACGCGAACAUUAAAGCGCAAUUUGCCUCUCAAGUAGCUAUCCGAUGGCUGGGGCUGCGAUUGCAAUUUAUCGGCGUCGCUAUUGUUGCGGGGGUCAGUUUUAUUGCGGUGAUUCAGCAUCAGUAUGCUGUGGCUAAUGCAGGUUUUAUUGGGCUUGCUCUAUCCUACGCCCUAUCCGUGACCAGUCUUCUGAGCGGAGUUGUUAACGCUUUCACUGAAACUGAAAGGGAGCUGAUUGCUGUGGAGAGGGUCAAUCAGUACAUUAAUGAAAUACCAUUAGAGGCUGCUCAUUAUAUGACGGAACCUCCCUUCGGCUGGCCUAGUCAAGGGGUGGUUAGCUUUGAUAACGUUUAUUUAAGAUACAGGGAGCAUUUGCAGCCUUCGGUAAAGGGCCUCAGCUUCGAGACAAGAUCUUCGGAGAAGAUCGGUAUAAUUGGACGAACCGGAUCGGGAAAGUCUUCCAUCAUAUUGGGCCUGUUUCGGAUGGUGGACAUAUCCAAAGGCGAGAUUUGCGUCGAUUCAGUCAACAUAUCCAAAAUAUCAUUACCGACUUUAAGAUCUCGCCUUUACUGCAUCCCGCAGGAUCCAUUUUUGUUUAGCGGCACGAUGCGAGAGAAUCUGGAUCCGUUGGGCGAGUUUCGCGAUAACGAGAUUUGGAGCGCUCUAUCCAAAGUCAAUUUGGAAGGCACAAUCAAAAGUCUGGGUGGAUUGAACAAUGUCGUGGAGGGAGGCGGCUCUAACUUUUCGGUUGGGCAAAGACAGCUGGUGUGCUUGGCUAGAGCAGUAUUGCAUAAUCCCAAGAUUUUGUGCAUCGAUGAAGCGACUGCAAACGUGGACCAAGACACUGAUCGUCAAAUCCAGCUGACUUUACGCUCAGCCUUCAGAAAAAGUACUGUGAUAACGAUUGCACACAGAAUCCAAACAAUUAUGGACUCAGACAGGGUGCUGGUGAUGCAGGAGGGCGAAAUGAUCGAAUUUGAUAGUCCGGAAAACCUAUUAAACGACCCUCAGAGCCAUUUUUCCAGGCUGGUUAAUCAAGAUUCGUGAUUCCGGAAAGCCCUUUAUUAAUAUUUAUUUUUCUCUUUCUUACAUUCGCAUAUAUAGAUCUACAACUAAUUAGCUUUUUAAGAAUAAAUUUGUUCAAUUUUUCAUCGCCUAUUUUGACGGAAAAACUCAAGAUUCUAAAAAAGUUAAAGUUUCGGAUCUGGUAAAUAGUUAAUACGAUUUUUCAUGAUAUCGACAUUCUCUCUUGUGCUGUACAACACAUGUUGCGUUCUAUGAAUCAACAUUUAUUUGAUUAUACGCGCACUAUAUAGAGAAUAAUAAAAAUAAAUAUUCUAGUUUUCCCACACCGAUCUUCAUUGAUUUUAUUAUAGGUUGUUCUUGAAAGAAGCCCAGUAUUAAGAAAGUUAUAGCUGUACAGUUCAUAAACUUUGUAAAAUUAUCAUACAUUAUUAAGAAAUGUUAAACUUACACAUUCUAAUAUAUUAUAAUUACUA
Molecule: messenger RNA, 5864 nt
Organism: Dendroctonus ponderosae (mountain pine beetle)
Lineage: Eukaryota; Metazoa; Arthropoda; Insecta; Coleoptera; Curculionidae
Product: ATP-binding cassette sub-family C member 10-like
Exons: 25
Coding region: 724-5412 (1562 amino acids)
Biological process (GO): transmembrane transport
Cellular component (GO): membrane
Molecular function (GO): ABC-type transporter activity; ATP hydrolysis activity; ATP binding
Source: RefSeq, a predicted model, not a curated record